This is a messenger RNA of Cygnus olor (mute swan), 1600 nucleotides long. It is a transcript of the gene RPL7L1, whose product is annotated as ribosomal protein L7 like 1. Gene Ontology annotation, biological process: maturation of LSU-rRNA from tricistronic rRNA transcript (SSU-rRNA, 5.8S rRNA, LSU-rRNA). Gene Ontology annotation, cellular component: cytosolic large ribosomal subunit. The coding region runs from base 75 to 842 and encodes 255 amino acids. The record is from RefSeq and is a predicted model, not a curated record. The transcript is spliced from 7 exons. Gene Ontology annotation, molecular function: RNA binding; structural constituent of ribosome. Lineage: Eukaryota; Metazoa; Chordata; Aves; Anseriformes; Anatidae.
CCCGAGCCGCUCCCCGUGCCCCGAGCCGGCGGCCAUCCCGCCCCCCGGCGGCCAUCACACGCCCCGCCCGGUGCAUGCGCGGCGGCGGCGGCGGCAAGAUGGCGGACGGCGAGCCGAAGCGGCGGAUCCCGCUGGUGCCGGAGAACCUGCUGAAGAAGAGGAAGGCGUACCAGGCCAUCAAGGCCACCCAGGCCAAGGAGGCGCUCCUCAACAAGCGGAAGCACCAGAAGGGGAAACAAAUCCAGUUUAAGCGCCUUGAAACUUUUCUUCGAGAUUCAUGGCGCAAACACCGAGACGAGGUCCGGCUGAGGCGCAUGGAGCAGAAACCUGGACAGGUGGCUGUGCCUAAGGAGCACAAACUAGCCUUUGUUGUGCGGAUUACAGAGAUUAGGGGAGUGAGUUUGAGGGUAAGGAGAGUGAUCGAGUUGCUGCGGCUGAGAAAAAUUUUCAGUGGAACAUUUGUUAAACUGUCUCCAUUAACGCUGAAGAUGCUGCGGAUUGUGGAACCUUACGUGGCAUGGGGAUAUCCUAACCUGAAGUCUGUACGAGAGCUUAUCCUGAAACGGGGCCAAGCAAAUGUUAACAAGAAGAAGGUACCUCUGACAGACAAUAUGCUGAUAGAGGAACAUUUAGGGAACUUUGGUAUUAUUUGCCUGGAAGACCUUAUUCAUGAAAUCUAUUCAGCUGGGAGGUAUUUCAGAAAUGUCACAGAGUUUCUGUGGCCUUUCCAUCUGUCAGUGGCCCGCCAUGCUGCACGUAAUAAAGUGGGUUUCCUCAAGGAAAUGGGUAAGCCUGGCUGCAGAGGUGAAGGAAUCAACCAGCUUAUACGUCAGCUGAACUAGACAGGGUCUUUGUGAAAACAUCAGGAUUUAGAACCUGUUCCUCUUCACAUGUAAUUUUCACAGACCUUGGCUGUCUACAGUGAUAUACUACAUCUUUUGACUCUUGCUGCCUCUUAAAAAAUAAACAUAGAUGAUGAUGGAGAUACAUUUUGGGCUGGUCCUUCUUGAGGAAGAAGAGAAACUGUAUUUGGUGCAAGAAAAAAGUGACUUGAACUUCCUGGAGCAAUAUGACUGUGCUAUCUGUAAAAGAAGGUGUUUUUAAAUUUAUUUUUUUUAUAUUCCCUACUGCUGGCUCUGUAGCAAUUAUGCCCUGAAUAACACCUUUAGUAUAAAGCAUGGGUUGUCACUUCCUGAUAUAAACUUGUUACAAGUGACUUGCACCAAGUGCUUUCGUCCAGUCCUCCCCAAGGGAAGAAGUGCUUGAAAUUGUUCUCGCUGUUGAAGUGCACCUCCUUGUAGGUGUAGAUGGGUAGUGCAGUCAGCUGGUUGUUGCUGACAGGCAGAGGAAAACACUAGCUUUACUCCUCUGUUACCACAGGGAACAGUGUAACACUUCUUGAAGCAGCUAGAUUGUAUUUAUUUAAAAAUCCAUGAUUUUGUCCUGCUGAUUUACAAAACGUCUUUGCAGCUGUGCUAGAUAGGGACUGCUGGAGAUAAAUAUUCUCUGGUAGGAAAGCCUGUUAUGCAUACUUCACAGCUGUAUUACAAAACUAUUCAAUAUUUUUUAAAUAAACUCUUAAAAUGAUAUUGUUAUACCA